Messenger RNA from Quercus robur (English oak), 1578 nucleotides. Its product is annotated as phosphoglycerate mutase-like protein 1. Lineage: Eukaryota; Viridiplantae; Streptophyta; Magnoliopsida; Fagales; Fagaceae. Gene Ontology annotation, molecular function: phosphatase activity. The coding region runs from base 127 to 1137 and encodes 336 amino acids. Gene Ontology annotation, cellular component: cytoplasm. The transcript is spliced from 10 exons. The record is from RefSeq and is a predicted model, not a curated record.
CAAAUCCAGAGAGAGAGAGAGAGAGUCCGUACCACUCGGAACGAAUCAGCGGUGAAUAGAGGCAAGUGGCAACACAGACAUUAUCGGAUUCCGUGUGUAUUAAAUAUUUAUUAUAUAUAUUCAACCAUGAGCAUCACCAUUAUUUAUAGCACUCCUUCUAGUACCGCAGCUUUAAACUCCUCGUUUGUCUCUCUCCCAACUACUCUCACUUCCAUUUCUUAUAAGCUCCUUUCUUCUUCACGACCACAUCGUUCUUUUCGUCUUCGAACUACACUUCCACCUCCAAUUCUCUGCGCCUCUUCUUCUCUCUCUGUUUCAGACAUGGAUGCCACCGGAGGUCAAAGCCUCUACCCAUUGCACCGUACUAAAACUCUUCACCUGGUAAGGCAUGCCCAAGGGAUUCACAAUGUGGAAGGAGAAAAGGACCAUGAUGCAUACUUAUCUUAUGAUCUCUUUGACGCAAACAUUACCCCACUUGGUUGGAAACAGGUUGAUAAUUUGCGCAAGCAUGUUCAUGCGUGUGGACUUUCCAAAAGAAUUGAUUUAGUUGUCGUUUCCCCUUUGUUAAGGACCAUGCAAACAGCAGUUGGUGUCUUUGGUGGUGAAGCCUACACAGAUGGCAUAAAUGUACCUCCUCUAAUGGCGGCAAAUACAGGGAAAAGCGGCCGUCCUGCAAUUUCAAGUCUAAAUAGCCCACCAUUUGUUGCAGUAGAGCUUUGCCGAGAACAUUUGGGACUUCAUCCAUGUGAUAAGAGACGAAGCAUUACUGAAUAUCGCCCUCUCUUUCCUGCAGUUGAUUUUUCUCUGGCAAAAAAUGAUGAUGACAUCUUGUGGAUGCCUGACAUUAGAGAGCGGGAUGAAGAAGUUGCUGCUAGGGGACAGAAGUUUUUGAAAUGGUUGUGGACACGUAAAGAGAAGGAGAUUGCAAUUGUCAGCCACAGUGGAUUCUUGUUUCAUACCCUUAGUGCUUUUGGAAAUGAUUGUCAUCCAUCUGUGAAGAGUGAAAUAUGCACGCACUUUGCCAACUGUGAGCUUCGUUCGGUGGUGAUCAUUGAUAGGAGUAUGAUCGGGUCAGAUUCCUCAACAACUAACUAUCCUGGAAAAAUACCCAGUGGACUUGAUCUUCCCAGUGAUUAGCAUCAGAGAAGCAUCCAGAGGCAAAGGGUGCCUAACUAACUAUAGACCAUGACAAUGAUCAAACUGGAAUAGACUAGAUACACAUACUAUGAGUCUUCAGAAGUGUUCACUGAGGUACUUCUCAAGUGAAUAUCUUCCCACAGAAGUCGAGAUAUCCAUUUUUUGUGAGUUUGGUAGCUCUGUUUGGCAAUUUCAAGAUUCCAUUUUAAUUUGAAUUGUUAGAUUUAAAGCCUUUAACAAAGUCAUAGGUGUCAAUUCUUUUUCGGAUGAAUAUGUGGAUACAUUUGUUUAAUUCAACUAAGUUUUGCUAUCUAUGAUGGUCGUUGAAGAUAGAAGUUUGGGUGAAGGUGAAUUAUAUUUACUUUCCCCUCCAAACUAUUCGGAUAUGUAAUAUCUCCCCGAAAUUUUAAAUUGUGCAAUAAUAUUCCAAGAUACACUCGA